Molecule: messenger RNA, 1726 nt
Organism: Chanos chanos (milkfish)
Lineage: Eukaryota; Metazoa; Chordata; Actinopteri; Gonorynchiformes; Chanidae
Product: tyrosine-protein kinase Yes
Exons: 12
Coding region: 37-1686 (549 amino acids)
Biological process (GO): protein phosphorylation
Molecular function (GO): protein binding; ATP binding; protein tyrosine kinase activity
Source: RefSeq, a predicted model, not a curated record
GCGGGAAAGCAGCCGGGGUUAAAGAAAGGUACUGCCAUGGGCUGCGUGAAGAGUAAGGAGAAUAAAUGUCUGUCAGUGAAAUGUGAGAGUUCUUCUCCUCACGACCAGACAGCCACUCUACAGGGACAUUAUGGACCUGAACCUAAACAGACCCCUCAGAACCUGAACCCAGCCCCCACUGGGUCCACCCCAGGUGUUAAUACACACUCCAAUCCCCAGACCUGCCCUCACACACACUUUGGAGGUACAGCUGGAAUCACGCCCUUUGGUGGAGUUUCCUACAAUACUGCCGUCAGCAGCGGUCCUUUUUCAGGGUCUGUAAAAGGUGGUGUCACUUUUUUUGUCGCCUUAUACGACUAUGACGCCAGAACCUCAGAUGACUUGUCCUUCAAAAAAGGCGAACGCUUUCACAUCAUCAACAACACGGAGGGGGACUGGUGGGAGGCCUGUUCUCUAGACACAGGACUGAAGGGCUACAUUCCAAGCAACUACGUGGCUCCAGCUAACUCCAUACAAGCUGAAGAAUGGUAUUUUGGGAAGAUGGGGCGGAAAGAUGCAGAAAGGCUUUUGCUACAACCAGGAAUCCAGAGAGGGACUUUUCUCUUGAGAGAGAGUGAGACCACUAAAGGCGCAUUCUCGCUGUCAGUCCGUGACUGGGAAGAGGACAGAGGAGAGAACGUGAAGCAUUACAUGGUGCGGACAUUGGACAGUGGAGGAUAUUACAUCACAACACGAGCACAGUUCACCUCCCUGCAGACCCUGGUCAAACACUACUCUGCUCAGGCUGAUGGUUUGUGUCACAAGUUGACAGGUGUGUGUCCGACAGUGAGGCCACACACUCAGGGUUUGGCAAAAGAUGCCUGGGAGAUUCCACGGGAGUCCCUCACACUCCAGCUCAAACUGGGACAGGGCUGCUUCGGAGAGGUCUGGAUGGGCAUGUGGAACGGUACCACUAAAGUGGCGGUGAAAACACUGAAGCCAGGGACCAUGUCUCCUGAAUCUUUCCUCCAGGAAGCUCAGAUCAUGAAGAAACUGCGUCAUGACAAACUGGUGCCACUGUACGCCGUGGUGUCUCAGGAGCCCAUCUAUAUAGUGACUGAAUACAUGGGCAAAGGUAGUCUACUGGAGUUCCUCAAGAGCCCUGAAGGGAAACUUUUCAAACUCCCCCAGUUAGUGGACAUGGCAGCUCAGAUUGCUGACGGCAUGGCGUUCAUUGAGAGAAUGAACUACAUCCACAGAGACCUGCGUGCUGCUAACAUCCUGGUGUCUGACAGACUGGUGUGUAAGAUUGCUGACUUCGGCCUGGCUAGACUCAUCGAAGACAACGAGUACACUGCCAGACAAGGAGCUAAGUUUCCUAUUAAGUGGACGGCACCAGAGGCUGCUCUGUUUGGUCGUUUCAGUAUUAAAUCAGACGUCUGGUCAUUUGGUGUUCUGCUCACUGAACUCGUCACCAAGGGCAGAGUCCCUUACCCAGGCAUGGUGAACAGGGAGGUUCUGGAGCAAGUGGAGCGGGGUUACAGGAUGUCCUGUCCACAGGAUUGCCCUGCGUCUCUGCAUGACUUUAUGCUGCAGUGCUGGAGGGCAGAACCAGAGGAGAGACCCACCUUCCACUACACACAGAGCUUUUUGGAGGAUUACUUUACUGCCACAGAGCCCCAGUAUCAGCCAGGGGACAACCUGUGACACACACACACCCACUCAAAUGCACACAUGCACACACACA